AUGGCACCCUUGAGACCUCUUCUCAUGCUGGCCCUGCUGGUGUGGGUUGCUCUGGCCGACCAAGAGUCGUGCAAGGGCCGCUGCACUGAGGGCUUCAAUGCUGACAAGAAGUGUCAGUGCGACGAGCUCUGCUCUUACUACCAGAGCUGCUGCGCUGACUACACGGCCGAGUGCAAGCCACAAGUGACUCGUGGGGAUGUGUUCACUCUGCCGGAAGAUGAGUACGGGGUCUAUGACUACCAUGAGGAGACCAAAGACAACGCCAGUGUCCAUGCACAUCCAGAGGGCUCCAGCCUGAGACCUGAUCUGCAGGCCCGACCCGAAGAAAAUCCUGAGCUGAACCCUGAGAAGGAGAUCACAAUGACUGAGGGGGUGGUUCUGAGGCCAGAGACCACUGAUCAAGGGACCUCCACAUCCCUAGCAGAGGAGGAGCUUUGCAGUGGGAAGCCCUUUGAUGCCUUCACCGACCUCAAGAAUGGUUCCCUCUUUGCCUUCCGAGGGCAGUACUGCUAUGAGCUGGAUGAAAGUGCAGUGAGGCCUGGGUACCCCAAGCUCAUCCGAGACGUCUGGGGUGUCGAGGGCCCCAUUGAUGCCGCCUUCACUCGCAUCAACUGUCAGGGGAAGACCUACCUAUUCAAGGGUAGUCAGUACUGGCGCUUUGAGGAUGGUGUCCUGGACCCUGAUUACCCCCGAAACAUCUCUGAGGGCUUUGGUGGCAUCCCGGACAACGUGGACGCAGCCUUGGCCCUCCCUGCCCAUAGCUACAGUGGCCGGGAGCGGGUCUACUUCUUCAAAGGGAAACAGUACUGGGAGUACGAAUUCCAGCAGCAACCCAGUCAGGAGGAGUGUGAAGGCAGCUCCCCGUCGGCAGUGUUUGAGCACUUUGCCCUGCUGCAGCGGGACAGCUGGGAAGACAUCUUCGAGCUGCUCUUCUGGGGCAGACCCUCUGGUGGUGCCAGACAGCCCAAGUUCAUCAGCCGGGAUUGGCAUGGUGUGCCUGGGCAAGUGGAUGCGGCCAUGGCAGGCCGCAUCUACAUCUCAGGCAUGGCACCCCACUCUUCCUGGCCCAAGAAGCAAAAGUCUAGGCGUCGCAGCCGCAAACGCUACCGUUCAUACCGUGGCCGUGGCCGCGGCCGCAGCCAGAACUCCCGCCGGCUAUCUCGUUUGUCCUGGCUGUUCUCCAGUGAGGAGAGCGGGCUGGGAUUCCACAACACUGAUGCCUAUGGGAUGGACUGGCUUGUGCCUGCCACCUGCGAGCCCAUCCAGAGUGUCUACUUCUUCUCGGGAGACAAUUACUACCGAGUCAACCUUCGCACACGGCGAGUGGACACUGUGAACCCUCCCUACCCACGCUCCAUUGCCCAGUACUGGCUGGGCUGCCCAGCCUCUGGCCACAAGUAG
This is a messenger RNA of Cynocephalus volans (Philippine flying lemur), 1401 nucleotides long. RefSeq names its product vitronectin (gene VTN). Gene Ontology annotation, biological process: cell adhesion mediated by integrin; cell-matrix adhesion; immune response. Bases 1 to 1401 code for a protein of 466 amino acids. Gene Ontology annotation, molecular function: polysaccharide binding; extracellular matrix binding; scavenger receptor activity. The transcript has 9 exons. Lineage: Eukaryota; Metazoa; Chordata; Mammalia; Dermoptera; Cynocephalidae. The record is from RefSeq and is a predicted model, not a curated record.